UCUCAUGCGGUUGAUGCUGAUGUUUAAUUUUUUGUGUUUAAAAAUACUAGGUUCCUAUUUUUUUUAUUUUUUUUUAUUUUUCUCUCUUCUUUUUUUCUUUUUUAUCUUCAAAAAAAAUAAAUAUUUUAGAAUGCUAAAAGACAACUCAUCGAGUAACUCUGGUGGAUGCACCUAUAGAUUCAUCGAAAGCUCUCUUGCUGCACUCUCCCCUGAAAUUGACUAUGAUGUCGAGAUUAGACAAGAACCAAAAAGAGCAAAAAUUAGCUUAAUCAACGAAAGAGACCGACGACCUAUUGAACCCCCACCCAUUUUGCAACUUCAUUGGAAGAAUUGCACCGAAGAAGAAUUAAAAAAAUGCCUUCAAAGCCCCUUUUACUUUACAGUAGCCAAUCUUGUUACUGAAAAAGAUCCUGAAACUCCUUUAUUACCAGCACAAAACUAUUUGUCGGGCACGACCGUAUCCUCUCUCUACAGACUCCGAGAUGUCGAUAAUUCGGAUGGAGGCUUCUUUGUCUUCGGUGAUCUUGCUGUUAAAAAAGAAGGAAAAUUCAAAUUAAGAUUUUCCUUAUUCGAAAUCGUCGAAGGGCAAGUACAAAACCGUAGAACCAUCUUAUCAGACACCUUCACCGUCUUCUUACCCAAACAUUUCCCCGGUCCCGUAGAACCUACAUUCCUAUCAAGGACAUUUUCCGAUCAAGGUGUCAAAAUGAGAAUACGCAAAGAACACAGACUUCAAACUCGGAAAAGGAAAGCGGGAUCAGCUGAUACCCAGAUAAAGAGAUGUCAAUCAAAAAGAGCUUGUAACGUCUUUGUCAACUCUCCUUCUUAUGCUGAACCCUCCAACACUCAAAAAGACGUAUUCUUUGGUCGUUGGCAAUCAAGCUCAACUCAUACUACUCCCCCACCUAUAAAUGAAGAAUUUGAUUAUAAAGACUUGACAAACAAAUUUCGAUACCAACAACCAGAUCCUGUACAACAGGCAUUUCCUAGUCCAGAGAGUACAAUACACACUCGUAUCAAAAGUUGGUCUAGCAACCAUUCGUCACCAUGGACACCCAUCAUGAACAACAUAGCAGAGUCACCGCCUCCUGUGACAAUGCAUUUACCACCACCCACAGUUUCCUUAGUGAAAUACCACACAUGCCCUGACAGCAGCAAUCACACAUAUGAUCGACUACCAACACCGCCCAUUUCUAUGGCAGAUCUACAUCAAAAAGCCACCGGGCAUCAUACCUGGGGUGCUCGACUACCCCCUUUAAGAGCCAUUAUGGAUCAUGUGCCUCAAUCAUCGCUACUACCUCUUUUGCUUCCUCCACCUUCACUCAUGAUAGAUCAACAACGCCCUCGUUAUCUAUAAUAUAUGUAAAUAGUCUCCCCUCUUAUUCUUUCCUUAUUUCAUGUUUCCUUUGUACAGCUAUUUUUUCCUUCGUCGUUCUUUUUCAUUCCUUUAUCCUCCUAUAUAUGCCCUAACCUCUUUUAUCCAUACUCAUAUAAAAAAAUGCAUUAUUCUUAUGACUCUUUUUUUUUUUUUUUCUGUAUUACGAUAUACCACCAAUAAAUUGUGUCUUGAUCAUUGACAGUUAUGAUAUACAAA
Molecule: messenger RNA, 1594 nt
Organism: Mucor mucedo
Lineage: Eukaryota; Fungi; Mucoromycota; Mucoromycetes; Mucorales; Mucoraceae
Product: velvet factor-domain-containing protein
Exons: 7
Coding region: 5-1357 (450 amino acids)
Source: RefSeq, a predicted model, not a curated record